AUGAGAUUGGGUAUACAGGUGGCUGGCUUUAACUGCAAUGGUAAAAUCUUGUUUUUUAUCAAAGAUGGCAUUGAGGUGGAAGUAUUGAUGAACUCUGAUCAGCAGGUUACUCUUAAGCUUAAUUUCCUAGACAGUGGCAGAGUGUUAAUCACUACCUUGGUUUAUGCAAAGUGUGAUGCUGUGGAUAGAUUGGGCAGUCCUUUUACUUGGUGGAAUCGUAGAGCUGGGGAAGAUUGCAUAUUCAAAAGAUUGGACAGGAUUUUAGUCAAUAAUCAGUUGCAAGAAUGGUUCGGUAAUCUACAAAUGGAACACCUAUCCAGAACUGGAUCAGAUCAUGCACCACUUUUGCUUACAGCAGGAGAACAAGUUCAGCAAUUCUCCAAGCCUUUUAGAUUUCUAAAAUUUUGGAUAGAUCAUGAGUCUUUCUUGUAUACAGUGGAGCAACAUUGGAGUACUGAUUUUGUUGGAGAUGCUUUUAUUACUUUAAAGUUGAAAAUGAAGAAGUUGAAAACUACUCUAUCAGUAUGGAGUAAAGAGACUUUUGAUGAUAUCUUUAAGCAAUUAACUAUUAGAGAGGACAUUGUUAAGAUCAAAGAGAUGUUGUUUGAAGAGGAUACCUCUGAAAUUAAUAGAAUGGUUUUGCAACAUGCUCAAGCUGAAUUCAAAAGAUAUAUGCAUUUUGAAGAAGAGUUUUAG
Molecule: messenger RNA, 696 nt
Organism: Lycium barbarum (goji berry)
Lineage: Eukaryota; Viridiplantae; Streptophyta; Magnoliopsida; Solanales; Solanaceae
Exons: 2
Coding region: 1-696 (231 amino acids)
Source: RefSeq, a predicted model, not a curated record